AUGGUUUCAAUAUAUGUUAUUUUAUUGUUUUAUUUUAGUAGCGUGAAUUUAAUUUUAGGGAAAGUUGAUAUCAUAGAAUCAGAUUUUGGUAUUGAAAAAUGUGAUUCUGAUAAAGUAAAAAUAUUAGAAGAAAAAUAUUACGAAAAAUCAUGUGGUGGAGAAAAUUUAUUACCUAAUUUUGAGUGGUUAGAUAAAAAUAGUGCAACGAAAUCUUAUGCUAUUACAAUAACUAGUAUUAACAAUUCGAAUACAGUUGUUCACUUCGUAGCUUGGAAUAUACCUGCUUAUGUAAAUUCAUUAAAUAAUUUUACGAAUUUUAAAGAUAUUAAUGCUGUUAUUGGUUUAAACUCUUAUAGCAAAAAAAAUUAUGAAGGCCCAUGCCCUAAAUAUUUAGACAAUGAACCAAGUGAAUGCAUCAAAUUUACAUUAUAUGUAUUAAAAAAUGAAAAUAUAGAAUUAUCUGAAGAUGCAGAUUAUUUUGAAUUAAUGGCUUAUAUAAAAAGACUAAGUAGAACUGAAAAUAUUAUUCUUGAUAGCUUAUCUUUAUAUUCAUUAUCUAUACCUAAAAAAGUUUCAGAUUAA
Plasmodium relictum is the source of this 582-nucleotide messenger RNA. Its product is annotated as phosphatidylethanolamine-binding protein, putative. The coding region runs from base 1 to 582 and encodes 193 amino acids. The transcript has 3 exons. NCBI's taxonomy places the organism in Eukaryota, Apicomplexa, Aconoidasida, Haemosporida, Plasmodiidae. The record is from RefSeq and is a predicted model, not a curated record.